CGAACAUCACAUCUCAACCCACCAUGCAGUCACUUCGCGUUGCCCGGACUGCUCUCAGAGCCAGCCAAACCGCUUUCAAGGCCGCACCAGCUCUGCGACGUGGCUACGCCGAUGUCGCGCCAGACAAGAUUCAGUUGACUCUGGCUCUGCCUCACCAGGCCAUCUACAAGUCUCAGGAUGUCGUUCAGGUCAACAUCCCCGCUGAGUCCGGAGAGAUGGGUGUUCUUGCCAGCCACGUUCCAUCCAUCGAGCAAUUGAAGCCAGGCCUCGUGGAGGUCAUCGAGGAGCAGGGUGGAAGCAAGCAGUUCUUCUUGUCCGGUGGCUUCGCAACAGUGCAGCCAAACUCAGUCCUGAGCAUCAACGCUGUUGAGGGAUACCCACUUGAAGAUUUCAGUGCAGAGGCUGUCAGGAACCAGAUUGCUGAGGCACAGAAGAUUGCAAGCGGUGGAGGCAGUGAGCAAGAUGUUGCUGAGGCUAAGAUUGAGCUUGAGGUCCUUGAAAGCCUCCAGGCAAACUUGAAAUAGAGUCCGAGUCUACGCGCCUGUAUAUACUGUCUACCAUUUUGCGAGCUUUCUGACGACGUGAGAGUCGGCUUAUCACAGAAAGCACGACUUGACCUG
This is a messenger RNA of Pseudocercospora fijiensis CIRAD86, 620 nucleotides long. RefSeq lists its product as uncharacterized. Lineage: Eukaryota; Fungi; Ascomycota; Dothideomycetes; Mycosphaerellales; Mycosphaerellaceae. The transcript has 5 exons. The record is from RefSeq and is a predicted model, not a curated record. The coding region runs from base 24 to 524 and encodes 166 amino acids. Gene Ontology annotation, molecular function: proton-transporting ATP synthase activity, rotational mechanism. Gene Ontology annotation, biological process: proton motive force-driven ATP synthesis.